UGAUGAUUGUUUAUGUUCCGUUUAGCAUCGGUGAAAUUGCACAAAUGUGUGAAAAGGAAGUGAAAUCCUUGAUCAUCCAACUGCGCCACUUUGAGAAGACGCGUACGGCACGACACGAAAACCCUGUUGUCGUUGCUGCCGGAAAUUACAACGUUACGGAUCCUCCCGAUCCAUUAACGGUGCUUUUAGGUACCUCAAGCACGGGUCACCGUCCUCGCCGAAACCGUCGGCUGCGACGAAGGGCUCGGCGAGUAAAUUAACCCAUAGACACAGCCCACUGAGUUUCUCAAUGGGUCGCGUUUCUAAUUCGGUGGUAGAUUCUGCGAAGCACCGCUCUUGCUAGGGCUAGUGUUAGCAACACCUCUGUUUGAGCCCCGAGAGCUCACUUACACGCUAGGGUAGUGCUGAUAUUAUAGUCUCUCAAGGUUAUCAGAAUAGAAAAAAAAAGUGCAUCCAAAUGCUUGCCAGUGAAAUAGCUUCUGCGUUCGUUCAAAAACUCUAUUAUAGUCUUCGUAGAUCCAUUUAAAACGUUAUUGUUGUAUGUUUGGCAAUUAAUUCUAAAUUAAAAUGAACUUUAUUUUUAAAAUAUGGAUUCCAUUUUUAAAUUCAGACUUUUUAUUGUUUCUUGUUUUGUUUUGAUACAUUUGCAUCUUUCUCAUCAAUGGACAUGACAUGAUAAAAAUAAGAUUUAAGAAAAAAAAAUGGACUCCAUGGUGCCUUUCCACCAUACUUUCGCCUUUUCGGUAUUGAAAUAAUCCAUCCCGACAGGAGCCCUCUUCUUCGAUAUAGCGAAGGCGUUCGACAAAGUCUGGCACAACGGUUUGAUAUACAAACUGUAUAACAUGGGGGUGCCAGACAGACUCGUGCUCAUCAUACGAGACUACUUGUCGAACAGUUCGUUCCGAUAUUGAGUCGAGGGAACGUGUUCCCGCCCUCGUCACGUCACAGCCGGAGUCCCGCAAGGCUCCGCCCUCUCCCCGUUACUAUUCAGUUUGUAUAUCAAUGAUAUACCCCGGUCUCCGGAGACCCAUCUGGCGCUCUUCGCCGAUGACACCGCCAUCUACUACUCGUGUAGGAAGAAGGCGUUGCUUCAUCGACGACUUCAGACCGCAGCCACCACCAUGGGACCGUGGUUCCGGAAGUGGCGCAUCGACAUCAACCCCACGAAAAGCACAGCGGUGCUCUUCAAAAGGGGUCGCCCUCCGAACACCACGCUGAGCAUCCCUCUCCCGACUAGGCGCGUCGACACCUCCGCCACCGCCAUUCGCCCAAUCACGAUGUUCGACCAGCCCAUACCGUGGGCCCCGAAGGUCAAAUAUUUAGGCGUCACCCUCGACAGUAGGAUGACAUUCCGCCUUCACAUUAAGACGGUACGCGACCGUGCCGCCUUCAUUCUAGGACGUCUCUACCCGAUUAUAUGCGAAGUAAAAUAUCCCUUAGAAAUAAGGUGACACUCUACAAAACUUGCAUACGCCCCGUCAUGACAUAUGCAAGUGUAGUGUUCGCUCACGUGGCCCGCACUCACCUAAAAUCAUUUCAAAUUAUCCAAUCCCGUUUUUGCAGGAUAGCCGUCGGAGCCCCGUGGUUCGUCAGGAACGUCGACCUCCAUGACGAUCUGGACUUAGAGUCCGUCAGUAAGUAUUUGCAGUCGGCGUCGAUGUGCCACUUCGAUAAAGCGGCACGACACGAGAACCCUCUCAUCGUGGCCGCCGGUAACUACAUUCCCGAUCCUGCGGACAGAAUGGAAAGCUGUCGACGUUGCCCCAAACACGUCAUCUCGGAUCCUCCCGAUCCACUAACGGUGCUUUUAGGUAGUUCAAGCACCGGUCACCGUUCUCGUCGAACCCGUCGCUUGCGACGAAGGGCUCGACGAGUAAAUUAACCCUCAGACACAGCCCACUGAGUUUCUCGCCGGAUCUUCUCAGUGGGUCGCGUUUCCGAUCCGGUGGUAGAUUCUGCGAAACACAGCUCUUGCUAGGGUUCGUGUUAGCAACUUCGUCAAGUUUGAGCCCCGUGAGCUCACCUACUAGUUAAGGUUACGCUGAUAUAGCCUCUCAAGGCUAUCAGCUUAGGUAGGAAAAAAAAAACAACUAACUAUAACUCUAUGGUUUUUACUGAUCUGAUUUAAUUUAAAAUAUUCAACUCAAAACAAGAAAAAAAUAUUUUGUUUCUAUUGUUUGUUUUUCUCGUCUCUAUUAGGUGAUGAGUGUUUUUUUUACCAGAUUUGUCGAUUAUGUUAUGUAUUCAUUUUAAUAAAAUGUUAUGUGAUUGAAAUAAUUUCAAAAGUUCUACUUACAGUACCUAUGUCCUUUAAAACAUAAGAUCUGCAAAAAGUAUUCAGAAAUGUAUGCAGGAGGGAAUUCAGUGAAAGAGAUUUUUACAGAACUUUUUUCAAGCAAAAGUAAUGCCGUGUUAGAUCUUUUGGAUAGGUUUCAUUUUGAGGUGGACUCUGUGAUAAAGACCGUCGAUAUAAGUUCAUUAAGUCUCAUCGACAAAAGUUUGUUAAAUGAAGUACAAAAGUACGAGAACGAUAUCAAUGUACAGAUACGGUUUGGAUCGGCUUUAUGUGAUAUUCAGUGUUGUAUCAGAGAUGCUAACUUUAGACAACAUGUUAUAUGUGUAGAGUAUAAAAGCUAUCAGAAAUUACUUGUAAAAUCUACGCAACUACCACACGCAGGGUCGCUGGAACGAGAAUAUAAUAAUUUAGAUGAAAUAGUGACUACAUUUAGAGAGUUUAUUUUAGAUCUGACACCAUAUUUUCAUCAAUUGGAACUCAUAGAUAGAAAUUGUACUGUGAAAGAACCUAGGAAUCCUAGUUUCAAAGAUGAUUAUAGGAAAAUAUUAAUAGAUGACAGAAUAUGGUUACACGUCGAAGUAACUUCUGAAGGUCUAGCUAAUAAUUUACAUCUCAUAGGCCAAUCUGAGUUCUGGCAAAAUAAAUUACAGGAUGGACUUAUUAACUGGGAUCAUGAUAGAGAUAUAAUAGAAAAUAUUUCACAAAUCUUUGAUAUUGAAGUAUUUCCUCAAUGUGAAAGAAGUCAGAAUACAGACAUUGGCAAUGAAACAGAUUCACAAGUUUGUAGCAUCUGUUUGUGUGUUGAAUUACCUGAUGUUCAAGGUGUGCCCCAGCCUUUAUGCAGCAAUUUAUCUUGUGGAGCAUAUUUUCACAGGACCUGCUUACAUAUGUGGUUGGUUACCAGUGCAAGGAAUCGACCCCAAACAUUCGGCGUUGCAAGUGGUUCUUGUCCUUCAUGUCUACAAGCAAUUUCUUGUAAUGAAAAAGAAAUUUAGGACAGUUACCGCCAUUUUAGAUACUGAUCUAUUAAUUAAUUAGUGAAAUAAAUUUGCAAGAUAUGAA
Molecule: messenger RNA, 3358 nt
Organism: Bombyx mori (domestic silkworm)
Lineage: Eukaryota; Metazoa; Arthropoda; Insecta; Lepidoptera; Bombycidae
Gene: Fancl
Product: Fanconi anemia, complementation group L
Exons: 4
Coding region: 2344-3291 (315 amino acids)
Biological process (GO): interstrand cross-link repair; protein monoubiquitination
Cellular component (GO): Fanconi anaemia nuclear complex; nucleus
Molecular function (GO): ubiquitin protein ligase activity
Source: RefSeq, a predicted model, not a curated record